Anoplopoma fimbria (sablefish) is the source of this 1389-nucleotide messenger RNA. It is a transcript of the gene gpr101, whose product is annotated as G protein-coupled receptor 101. The record is from RefSeq and is a predicted model, not a curated record. Gene Ontology annotation, biological process: G protein-coupled receptor signaling pathway. NCBI's taxonomy places the organism in Eukaryota, Metazoa, Chordata, Actinopteri, Perciformes, Anoplopomatidae. Gene Ontology annotation, molecular function: G protein-coupled receptor activity. Gene Ontology annotation, cellular component: membrane. Bases 1 to 1389 code for a protein of 462 amino acids. The transcript has a single exon.
AUGCAGGCAAUGCCAAGCUCUCAGGCGCCCGAUAUGGGCACGAAUUUCACAGAUGUGCCCUGGGAGCCUGGUUUCACCGGCUCCGAUGGAGACCUGGUCUGGUCCUCCACGGUUAACAGCGUGGUUAAGAUGUUGCUCAUAUCCCUCAUAGUGUGUGUGUCCUUGUUCGGGAAUGUGGUGGUUCUGCUGGUGUUCCAGAGGAAGCCUCAGCUCCUUCAUGUGGCGAACCGCUUCGUCCUCAACCUCCUCCUGGCAGACCUGCUCCAGACCAUAUUAGUCAUGCCUUUUGCGAUCGCGGCCACCGUGCCAAGUGUGUGGCCCCUGGACGCCCGACUGUGCCAAGCUCUGGUGGUGUUAAUGCACCUUUUUGCAUUCGCCGGGGUCAACACCAUCAUAGUCGUCUCCGUGGAUCGCUACCUGGCCAUCAUCCACCCUCUGUCCUAUCCCACCCGCAUGACCCCUCACCUGGGCACCAACCUGAUCAUCUGCACCUGGGUGCUCAGUUUCCUGCAGAGCACGCCGCCCCUCUACGGCUGGGGGGCCAUCGACUUUGACCGGCGUCACCACGUGUGCUCGGUGGUGUGGUCCUCCAGCCUGUCGUACUCCGCUGUGGUGUCCACCUUCUCCUUCUGGCUGCCUGUGCUCAUCAUGCUCGGAUGCUACUGGAUGGUGUUCAGAGCGGCUCGGAGGCAAAACGCACUCGUGCACCCCAUACAAACACAAUCCUACUCUCAGCCCUGGCCGCAGGACUUCCAGGGACCCACCAGUCCACAGCCCCAACCACAGCCCCAACCACAGCCCCAGCCGCCACCACAGCCCCAGCCCCAGCAGGUCAGUUCACCUGAUGGUCCCUAUUCAACCAGGGGAUACCCAGUUCGAGUUAGGCACAGACGCUUCCACUACCACUGCAAGGCGGCUCGUGUAGUUUUCGUGAUCGUGGCCUCGUACAUCCUCAGCAUGGGGCCUUACAGCAUACUUAAUACUAUAUCUAUGAGUGCCAGAGCGGCUGUACCCCCCUGGCUGUCCUCCCUCGCCCUCGUGCUCUUCUUCUUGCAGUGCUGCCUCCACCCGUACAUUUACGGUUACAUGCACCGCAGCGUGAGGAAGGAGUUCCUCGCCCUGCUCUGCGGGCUGUUCUGCAAACAGGGCCGCCCCAACCAGAGCUCUGCCGUGGAGAGCUGCUUCACAACUACAGAGGGACGUUUCGGCGCUCACUCCCACCUGCCCAGUCUGACCGCUCGAGUCUUCCCUCUGCGGACUUGGGAGGAGUGCACAACGUCGUCCUCGCCCACUUUUGAGAGGAAGUCAAGGGACAGCCGUAAAGAGACGAUCUCCACCAGCGUCAGCUCUGAGAGGGAGCUCACGGUCCACAGCAAACAGAGCACAUAG